Letharia columbiana is the source of this 1395-nucleotide messenger RNA. RefSeq lists its product as uncharacterized. Bases 1 to 1395 code for a protein of 464 amino acids. Lineage: Eukaryota; Fungi; Ascomycota; Lecanoromycetes; Lecanorales; Parmeliaceae. The transcript is spliced from 2 exons. The record is from RefSeq and is a predicted model, not a curated record.
AUGUCUCGCAUCUCUGAGCCAAUCCAUAAGCACGUGCCUGCGUGGAAAAAGCUCGGUCUGAAGCUCAAGUAUGCCAAAGAAGAGCCUGAAAAUACCCAACCUAGCCAAAACGGCACUGUUGACCGCAGGAAGCGCAAGGCACCUGCGGGAGAAGAAGCUGUGGUAGAGAACGCGCCUUUGGAAAGGCCUGCCAAAAAGCUCAAAGAGUCAAAAUGGAGAGCAGAAGAGGCUGGAGAAGCGGUCAACGGCAAUGGGACGUCUCACGAGGCUCAAGAUGAGGAUAAGCUUAGGGAGAAGAUCAAGAAGUCAAGACCUAGCACCGAGAACUCCGAAGAAACCGUCAAUGGCAAUUACAAAUCUUCCAACGAGCCUACCAACGCGGAAAGACCCUCGAAGAAAACCAAGAAAGCGAAAGCGAAAUUGGACGUAUCUGCCUUAUCAAUCAAUGGCAAACUUGGGGGUACUCAUGAGCAGGAAUUCUCGCCUCCACCUGCAUUGAAGACUACUCCUGCCUCAAAAGGGAAAUCCGUCUCAUUCACCCCAGACACUAAGACUAAAGACGGUGACAGUGUCAAAGGCCUCUACAAAGCCUGGAUUGCAAAGCAGAUAGCUACCGAUCCUUCAUUCGACCCUUCGACUGUCAGUCCAGCGCUCAGGUCAAUCGUACCUUCAAUUGUCCCUACACCAGAGUCGGCUUCACCUUUCGUAUCCACUUCAACCUCAAAUUCAGAAUCAAUCUCCAAAGACAAAAAGAAACCCACAAAGAAACCCAAACCCAGACUUCCCAAGACCUCAUCAGGCCCUGGUCCCUCACGUUUCGAUCCCGUACUCACCUACCUCACCACCCAUCACACAUCCCCUCAAACCUGGAAGUUUUCCAAACUUCACCAAAACCAAAUCCUCAAACACCUCUUCUCCCUCACCCAUAUCCCUUCAUAUUACGACUCCGCCCUCCUCCCCUACAUCCGUGGCCUCAAAGGUACCACAGCGCGCUCACGAAUCCGAAAAGAAGCGCUCGCAAUCUGUGGAGAGGACGAGAAGUGGCUAGCAUCUGAGCCUUCGGAAACCGAAAGGAUGGAUAACGAGACGGUUGCGCAAUGCAACGCGCGCCGUCGUCGUGAUUAUGAAGCCGCGGUUGCUAGAAUCAAACAGACAUUGAAAGAAAAAGAAGAAGAGCGCGAAGAGCGCGACUGGGAACUCUUAGGCGACAAAGAAGAAUGGGAGGAGCGAAUCCGCAAGAGAAGGAGGGCGGAGAUCGUAUUAAUACUUCUGGAGGCAACGGUGGACGUCAAACAAACUCUGGAUUUGAGCAACUCGCGAAGGCCGCACGGGAUCCCGGACCUGCACCAAGAGUGGGAAGAGGAGUCGGAAUGGGGAUGGGUGGGGUCGAAGUGA